Molecule: messenger RNA, 848 nt
Organism: Owenia fusiformis
Lineage: Eukaryota; Metazoa; Annelida; Polychaeta; Sabellida; Oweniidae
Source: the annotation of a GenBank genome assembly
ACACAAUAUGGCGGAUGUUUAAAAUUCUUAAAAACAUGGCAGAGAUGAGCAGUACUUCAUUUGAAAUCGUUUUGGAUGAGCGACCAAAAAGACCUCAUUCUGGUCCCCCAAAACGUUUCCUGACAAACAAAGCCCGAACUCCACUAACAAAACAGCAACUUGAUGAAAAGCAAGUAGAAGCUGAUGCCAGACGCAAAGCCCAGGAGGAAGAGAAACUCAAAAGAAUGCAUGAAAGACAAGAAGAAUGUUUGAAACUGAAUUCAAAUGUUGAGAAACUGCUUCAGCUUGAUGCUAAGCGUUCUGGAGCUCCAGGCCUGAUGCAUGUAAAGCCUAUGUCAAAUAAACAAGUGAAAGAAACAGUAAGACAAGUAGCUAAAUCAAUGGACAAGAUGGGAGUGAAAUUACAAAAUGAUACAACUGUUCCUUUUUGAUAAAAAGAAUUUGUACAAAGGUUUGCAAUAAGAAUUGGAUUGACAUUGGCCACAAGCUGAAAUAUUUGGGGACUUAUUCUCAUUUUUGACCUUGUUUUCAAAAAGAGACUUCAUUAAAAUGAACCUUAUGGUUUCAAGAAGGGCCCAUACUGAAAUGGGAAUGUAUGGUCCCUGUCAACUUCCAUGUUCAUGUUUAUGUUUCAAUGAAUAAGCUGCCUUGCCAAAAUCAUCUCUGGAUAGAUCCUUGCCAGAAUUUAAUAUGAAUCUACAUGUAUUUGGCACUGAGAACAGGAAGGAAUAAAUCUAAGUUCAGCAUUCAAUGUUAUGUUGAUAAUGCCUAGGUCACAUUUGCUCUGAUUCAUCAGCCAGUGCCAAGCCGAUUGCAGUAUUUUGUUUAAAACUGAUUUCAACUUGACC